This is a messenger RNA of Prunus armeniaca (apricot), 924 nucleotides long. Lineage: Eukaryota; Viridiplantae; Streptophyta; Magnoliopsida; Rosales; Rosaceae. The record is from the annotation of a GenBank genome assembly.
AUGUUGGAGGGUGGUGCCAAAUUCCCUGGAAUUAUAGGUCUAAACAACCAUGACAACAACUACUAUGAUUUGUCGCAAGGCUUUUACCACAAACUCCAUGAGGGUGAGGGUGAGGGUACCAACAUGUCUAUUGACAGUAUGCAAACGAGCAAUGAUGGAGGCUCUGUUGCCAUGUCUGUAGAUAACAGCAGCGUUGCUUCAAAUACUAACGAUUCCCAUACUCGCAUCUUGAACCACCAAGGGUUACGGCGACGUGCAAAUGACAACUACUCUGUCCAAACCAGUGUUAACCGCCGAGGAAGAGUCACACAUGCUCUGAGCGAUGAUCAGCUUGCUCGAGCCCUAAUGGACAGCCAUUCCUUGACACAGGGGCUUGAGAAUUACGAAGAGUGGACAAUUGACUUAACAAAGCUAAACAUGGGUGAAGCUUUUGCACAAGGUGCUUUUGGGAAGCUAUAUAGAGGUACUUACAAUGGUGAGGAUGUUGCUAUUAAAAUUCUGGAGCGGCCAGAAAAUGACCCAGAAAAGGCCCAGGUCAUGGAGCAACAGUUUCAACAGGAAGUCAAGAUGCUGGCUGCAUUGAAACAUCCAAACAUAGUUCGUUUUAUUGGUGGCUGCCGUAAACCAAUGGUUUGGUGUAUUGUAACAGAGUAUGCUAAGGGCGGUUCAGUUAGGCAGUUCUUGAUGAAGCGGCAGAGCCGAUCAGUUCCGUUGAAAUUAGCAGUCAAGCAAGCUUUGGAUGUUGCGAGGGGGAUGGCAUAUGUUCAUGCUCUUGGGCUGAUUCAUCGUGACUUAAAAUCUGACAACCUGUUGAUUUUUUCAGACAAAUCAAUAAAAAUUGCUGAUUUUGGGGUUGCCCGUAUUGAGGUGCAGACAGAAGGCAUGACACCAGAGACUGGGACGUACCGUUGGAUGGCUCCGUAA